AUGGUUUUUCCCAGAAAAUUUGCUAUCUGUCUGGCUUCUAGUUCAAGAUCUUCCGGUGUCGUCUUCUUCGGUGAUGGGCUUUAUGGUUUUCUCCCAAGCCCUAAUCUAGAUUUCUCAAAAUCUCUGAUCUUCAUCCCACUAAUCCUCAACCCUGUGAGUACCUCCUCCGCUUCUUUCGAAAAAGAGCCUUCAGCAGACUACUUCAUCGGGGUAAAAUCCAUUCUCAUCAACAAUCAAAGAGUCCCUUUAAACACAUCACUCUUGAAAAUCAACAAAGAAGGCAAUGGUGGAACUACGAUCAGCACAGUCCAUCCAUACACAGUCAUGGAAACAUCAAUCUAUAAAGCUGUCACUAAAACCUUCACUAACCAGAUGCCAAAGGUUCCACGGGUGGCAGCUGUGCCGCCUUUUGGGACCUGCUAUAAUUCGGCAAGCUUCGGCAGCACGCGGACUGGACUCGCAGUGCCGCAAAUCGAUCUGGUAAUGCAAAACAAGGGAGUUUUCUGGAGGAUUUUUGGUGCGAACUCCAUGGUUAGUGUUAGUAGCGGUGUGGUUUGCUUGGCGAUUGUGGAUGGCGGGUCAAGUCCGAGGACAUCAAUCGUGAUUGGGGCGCAUCAGAUAGAAGAUAAUCUUUUGCAGUUUGAUCUAGCAAGAUCCAGGCUUGGGUUCAGCUCAUCUCUGCUGUUCAGAGGAACAACGUGCUCGAACUUCAACUUUACUUCGAAGUUUUAG
Carica papaya (papaya) is the source of this 732-nucleotide messenger RNA. Lineage: Eukaryota; Viridiplantae; Streptophyta; Magnoliopsida; Brassicales; Caricaceae. The record is from RefSeq and is a predicted model, not a curated record.